GGCCGCCCCGAGACGCCAGCCCCGCCGAGUGAUGAGAACAGACGUCAAACUGCCUUAUGAAUAUUGAUGCGGAGGCUAGGCUGCUUUCGUAGAGAAGCAGAAGGAAGCAAGAUGGCUGCCCUUUAGGAUUUGUUAGAAAGGAGACCCGACUGCAACUGCUGCAUUGCUACAAGGCUGCGGGACGAGAACGAGGCUGGCCAACAUUCAGCAGCAGACCCUCUCAAGAUUGUUUACUUGCCCUUGUUCCUGUUGAGUUGCCACGCUUGGAAGCAGGAGAUGGGCUUUGCGACAGCCAACAGGCCAUGAUCCAGGAGGAGCAGUGAGGGAUAGAGCUGCUGGAUUCACUCGGAGGGCAGCCUUGUGGAUGGCCCCGAAGCAAGCCUGAUGGAACAGGACAGAACCAGUCAUGUUGAGGGCAACAGACUAAAUCCAUUCCUGACACCAUCUCCUUCUCCCAUUUGCCAGACAGAACCUCUGGCUAUAAAGCUCCAGAAUGGAAGCCCAUUAACAGAGAGACCUUAUCCAGAAGUCAAUGGAGACACCAAGUGGCAGUCUUUCAACAGUUCUUAUGGAAUACCCCAUAUGAAGGGAAGCCAGAACAGUCGUGUGAGUCCGGACUUUAUACAAGAAGGCAGGGGGUAUUCCAAGUGUUUGCAGAAUGGAGGAAUAAAACGCACAGUCAGUGAACCUUCUCUCUCUGGGCUCCAUCAGAACAAGAAAUUGAAACAAGAUCAAAAGGCCAAUGGAGAAGGAAAGAACUUCGGGGAAAGCCAAGAAAAAAAUCCAGACAAAGGCAGCAGUCAACCAAAUGUCUCCAAUUCGAAUGAUACGAGAGAAUCUGUAAGCUCUGUGGCCCCAGAAAAUGCAGUUCAAGAUCUCACCAGUUUCUCAACACAUAACUGUAGUGGGUCUGAAAAUCCAGAGCAUCAGAUUCUGAAUGAGCAGGAGGGAAAAAAUGCUAACUACCAUGACAAGAACAUUAUAUUACUUCUUAAAAACAAGUCAGUGCUAAUGCCUAAUGGUGCUACAGUUUCUGCCUCUUCCAUGGAAAACACACAUGGUGAACUCCUGGAAAAAACACUGUCUCAAUAUUAUCCAGAUUGUGUUUCCAUUGCGGUGCAGAAAACCACAUCUCACACACAUGCCGUUACCAGCCAGGCUACCGAUGAGUUGUCCUGUGAGAUCACUCACCCAUUGCAUACCUCAGGGCAGACCAAUUUCCCGCAGACCUCGAACUCGGAGCUGCCUCCAGAGCCAGCUGCAGUGGUGACUGAGGCCUGUGACGCUGACAGUGUCAGUAAACCAGCGGCAAUGCUAGGUACCUGUUCCUUUCAGAAACCAGAACAAGACUCGGUUUUCGAGAUACACCCGUCUCCUGUAGAAAACAGUACCAUCCAAGGAACCACAAAGCUAGUGUCUGGUGAAGAAUUCUCUGCAGGUUCCAGCAGCAAUUUGCAGGCUGCUGGUGGCAGCUCUGAACGGUAUUUCAAGCAAAAUGAAAUGAAUGGUGCUUACUUCAAGCAAACCUCAGUGUUCACUAAGGAUUCCUUUUCUGCCACUAUCACACCACCGCCAUCACAGUUGCUUCUUUCUCCCCCUCCUCCUCUUCCGGAGGUUCCCCAGCUUCCUUCAGAAGGAAAAAGCACUCUGAAUGAUGGUGUUUUGGAAGAACACCAUCAUUAUCCCAACCAAAGUAAUGUAACUCUUUUAAGGGAGGUGAAAAUAGAGGGUCAACCUGAAGCACCACCAUCCCAGAGUCCUAAUCCAUCUACAUAUGCAUCCAACUCCUCUCUGGCACUUCCAGAAAGGCUUCAGAAUAAUUGUGUUAACAAGAAUGACCUACGGACUCCUGGGCCAAUGACUAUUCCAUUGUGUUCUGAGAAAACAAGACAAAUACUAGACCAUCCCAAGCAUAACCCAUCAAGUCUUGGUAUGAGUGGAGUUCCGCGGGACCUCUGUCAGCAGCUGGUGGGACACAACGAACAAGAGAUUCUGAAGGGUCGAGACAAGCGACAAACACUAGAUCUUGUGCUCCCAACACAGCCCCAACUGAAACCAGGAUGGAUUGAAUUGAAGGCCCCUUACUUUCAUCAAGCAGAAUCUCAUCUAAAAUAUAAUAGAGCAUCAAUGCGGUCAGUUCUUCAGUAUCAAUCCAACUCUUCCAAUCAAAUGACCUCCAAACAAUACACUGGAAAUUCCAACAUGCCCGGGGGGCUCCCAGGGCAAGCUUACAUCCAGAAAAUGGUGCAGCCAGAGCAGAGGCCACAAAGGUACCAAGUUGACAUGAAUCAAGGGCAGUCUCCAGGUACAGUGGACCAGCAUCUCCAGUUCCAAAAACCCUCACUCCAGGUGCACUUCCCCAAGACAGACCCUUCCCUCGAAGCUCACGUGCAGUCGCUUUGUACCCCGAAAUUUCAUUUUCAACAAAGACCAGAUCCCCACACUGAGAAACUCGUGCCCUCAUCAUUAAAGCAGCACUUGAAUCAGCAGGCUUCAGAGACUGAGCCCUUCUCAAACUCAAACUCACACCUUUUGCAACAUAAGCCUCAUAAGCAGGCAGCACAAACACAGACUUCCCAGAAUUCACAUCUCCCUCAAAACCUGCAGCAGCAGCAAAAAUUACACAUGAAGAAUAAAGAACAAAUUCCCCAUACUUUUUCUCAUCCCUCAGGCAACAGUGAUCAGCAAAGAGAAGGCUCCUUCUUUAGUCAGAUUAAAGUGGAAGACUGCUUUCAUGGUGAAAAUCAGUAUUCAAAAUCAAGUGAGUUUCAGACUCAUGACACCCAAAUGCGAUCAGAGCACAUACAGACUAUGAAUAGUAGAAAUCCCGCCUAUGGUCAGAUCUUGAAAUCAAGUGCAAGCAAAGUACAGAUGUCCUGUGCAAACAACAUUCACCUAGUUUCAGAGAAUACAGAACAGACUAUAAAUCCUGAAAUUUUUGCAGGAAACAAGACCCCAAACUUGCAUCACAUGCGGUAUUUUCCAAAUAAUGUGACCCCAAAGCAAGAUGCUCUCCACAGGUGCUUUCAAGAACACGAACAGAAGCCUCAACAAGCUUCAGUUCUACAGGGAUAUAAAAGUAAAGACCAAGGUGUGUCUGGUCAACAAGCUACACAACUCACUCAGCAAAGGUGCCUGAUGCACAAUCGAGCAAACGCUUUCGCUGUGCCCGACCAAGGAGGAGGUCACCUUCAGGCCCCUCCCCAAAAGGACAUUCAAAAGCACGCUGCUCUCAAGUGGCACCUCUUACAGAAGCAAGAGCAGCAGCAAAACCAACAACCCCAAACCGAGCCUUGCCAUAAUCAGGCACACAGGCCCAUUAAGGUUGAACCUGGAUCCAAGCCCCAUGCCUGUAUGCACCCCAAGUCAGCACAGCCAGAAAACAAGAUGUGGAAAAAGAUAACUAAGCAAGAGAUUCCACCUCCGAGCUGUGAUAAUGUGCAGCAGAGGAGCAUUCUUGAGACCAUGGAGCAACAUAUGAAGAAGUUUCAGGUCAAAUCUUUAUUUGACCAUAAGGCUCUUACUCUCAAAUCACAGAAGCAAGUAAAAGUUGAAAUGUCAGGGCCAGUCACGGUUUUAACUAGACACACCACUGCUGCAGAACUCGAUAGCCACACCCCAGCUUUAGAGCAGCAGGCAACUCCUUCUUCCGAAAAGACACCAACCAAAAGAACAGCUGGUUCUGUUCUCAAUAAUUUUUUAGAGUCACCUUCCAAAUUACUAGAUACGCCUAUAAAAAAUUUAUUGGAUACACCUGUCAAGACUCAGUAUGAUUUCCCCUCAUGCAGAUGUGUAGAGCAAAUUAUUGAAAAAGAUGAAGGUCCUUUUUAUACCCAUCUAGGAGCAGGUCCUAAUGUGGCAGCUAUUAGAGAAAUCAUGGAAGAAAGGUUUGGACAGAAGGGUAAAGCUAUUAGGAUUGAAAGAGUCAUCUAUACUGGUAAAGAAGGCAAAAGUUCUCAGGGAUGUCCUAUUGCCAAAUGGGUGGUGCGCAGAAGUGGCAUUGAGGAGAAGCUACUCUGUUUAGUGCGGGAGCGAGCUGGCCACACCUGUGAAGCUGCCGUGAUUGUGAUUCUCAUCCUGGUGUGGGAAGGCAUCCCACUGUCCCUGGCGGACAGACUCUACUCGGAGCUCACCGAGACGCUGCGCAAGUACGGCACGCUCACCAACCGGCGCUGUGCCCUGAAUGAAGAGAGAACCUGUGCCUGUCAAGGGCUGAACCCAGAGACCUGCGGUGCCUCCUUUUCUUUUGGUUGUUCGUGGAGCAUGUACUACAAUGGAUGUAAGUUUGCCAGAAGCAAGAUACCAAGAAAAUUUAAGCUGCUUGGGGAUGACCCAAAAGAGGAAGAGAAACUGGAGUCUCAUUUGCAAAACCUGUCUACUCUUAUGGCACCAACAUACAAGAAGCUUGCACCUGAUGCAUAUAAUAAUCAGAUUGAAUAUGAACACAGAGCGCCAGAGUGCCGCCUGGGUCUGAAGGAAGGCCGUCCAUUCUCAGGGGUCACUGCGUGUUUGGACUUCUGUGCUCAUGCCCACAGAGACUUGCACAACAUGCAGAAUGGCAGCACCUUGGUGUGCACCCUCACUAGAGAAGACAAUCGAGGAGUUGGAGGGAAACCUGAGGAUGAGCAGCUCCACGUUCUGCCCCUUUACAAAGUCUCUGAUGUGGAUGAGUUUGGGAGUGUGGAAGCGCAGGAGGAGAAGAAACGAAAUGGUGCUAUUCAGGUGCUGAGUUCUUUUCGGCGGAAAGUCAGGAUGUUGGCAGAGCCAGUGAAGACGUGCCGACAAAGGAAACUAGAAGCCAAGAAAGCUGCAGCUGAAAAGCUUUUUUCUCUGGAGAGCAGUGCAAAUAAGAACGAAAAGGACAAGUCCGCCCCAUCCCGUACAAAGCAGAAUGAAAAUGCAACUCAGGCUAAACAGUUGGCAGGACCAGUCAUGCAGCUGUCCCAGCAGCCCCAGCUCCAGUCACAACCCCAACAACUACAGAAGCAACCUCCGCAGCCGCAGCAGCUGCAGCAGCCGCAGCAGCCCCAGCAGCCGCCCCAGCAGCCCCAGCAGCCGCCACCACCCCAGCAGCCGCCACCGCCCCAGCAGCCGCCACCGCCCCAUCAUCCCGUGACUAAUAACCAUCAGUCAGAGGCUGUCAACUCUUACUCUUCUUCUGGAUCCACCAAUCUAUAUAUGAGACGGCCCAAUCCACUUAGUCCUUAUCCAAGCUCUUCACACACUUCAGAUAUUUAUGGAAGUGCCAACUGUAUGAACUUCUAUUCCACCUCACCCCAGACAGCGGGUUCAUAUUUGAAUUCUUCUAAUCCCAUGAACCCCUACCCUGGGCUUUUAAAUCAGAAUAACCAAUAUCCAUCAUAUCAGUGCAAUGGAAAUGUAUCAAUGGACAACUGCUCCUCGUAUCUGGGUUCUUACUCUCCCCAGUCCCAGCCCAUGGAUAUAUAUAGGUAUCCAAACCAAGACACUCUCUCUAAACUAAACCUAUCGCCCAUCCAUCCACUUUACCAGCCAAGGUUUGGAAAUAGCCAGAGUUUUACUUCCAAGUACUUAAGUUACGGAAACCAAAAUAUGCAGGGAGAUACCUUCAGCAGUUGUACUAUUGGGCCAAAUGUACACCAUAUAGGGACAUUCCCUCCUUAUUCCGUGCAUGAGAUGGAUGGCCACUUCAUGGGAGCCGCCUCUAGACUACCGCCCAAUUUGAGCAGCCCAAACAUAGACUAUAAAAACGGUGGACAUCACCCGUCUUCUCACAUACUCCACAACUACAGCGCAGCUCCAAGCAUGUUCAGCAGCUCUUUCCACGCCCUGCGUCUCCAAAACAAGGAGAAUGACAUGCUUUCCCACACGGCUAAUGGGUUGUCUAAGAUGCUUCCGGGGCUUCACCACGACAGAACCGCGGCUCUCCAGGAAGGCUCACACCGAUUGCACGAUGCGAGCGGUCAGGAAAAGCAGCCUUCCGCUCCGGAGGAAAACGACGAGGUCUGGUCAGACAGUGAGCAGAACUUCCUGGAUCCUGACAUUGGGGGGGUGGCGGUGGCUCCAACGCAUGGGUCAAUCCUCAUCGAGUGUGCAAAGCGCGAGCUUCACGCCACCACGCCCCUCAAGAACCCCAACAGAAACCACCCCACCAGGAUCUCUCUCGUCUUUUACCAGCACAAGAGCAUGAAUGAGCCAAAACAUGGCUUGGCACUCUGGGAAGCCAAAAUGGCAGAAAAAGCCCGCGAGAAAGAAGAAGAGUGUGAAAAGUACGGCCCGGAUUAUGUGCCUCAGAAAACCCACGGCAAAAAAGUGAAGCGGGAGCCCACUGAGCCGCAUGAACCUUCCGAGCCCACUUACCUGCGCUUCAUCAAGUCCCUUACCGAAAGGACCAUGUCCGUGACCACAGACUCCACAGUAAAUACAUCUCCAUAUGCCUUCACUCGGGUCACAGGGCCUUACAACAGAUAUGUAUGAUGUCACCCCUUGUGUUGGUUACCUCAUUUGAAAAGACCACAACCAACCUGCCCAAAGUAUAGUUCACAUGACAUGGGCCAAGGGGAAGGGACACAGUAUUCAUGACAAAUGUGGUAGGAAGAACCUCAGCUCACCAGCAAAAAAAGAGGUCAUCUUACCAUAGCACUUAAUUUCCACUGACUCGAAAGUGGUCACAGAUGGCAUCUAGGCAAAAGACCAAAGCAUUCUAUGCAAAACGAAGGUGGGGAAGAGAGUGUUCCACAAUUUACAUUUUUAAACACUGGUUCUCUUAUUGGACGAUGUGAUAUGUAAAUGGGACUUUUCCCCCCCCUUACAACUCUACGCAUCUGUGACCACUUCUAGUAAUACAAAGUUUGCAUAGUCAUGGACACAAAUCAAACAAGUACUGUAGUAUUACAGUGGCAGGAUUCUUAAAUACCAUCUGGUGCUGAACAUGAUGUACUGAAUAACUGAAAUUAUGGCUUUUUAACAUGCAGUUUUUACUGUAAUCUUACCUUUUAUUUAUCAAAAUAGCUACAGGAAAGAUAAAUGAAUAGACAGCAAAACACUGAAUUUGUUUGGAUGUUCUAAGAAAUGGUGCUAAAAAAAAAAAUGGUGUCUUUUAAAGUUGAAAAUGUAAUGCCUUUAUAUCAUCCAGUUGCUAUCAGUGAACUCCAGUGCCCUUGAAUAACAGGGGUACCUUUUCAUUCAAGUUUUUAUUAUAAUUAGCUAUUCUUACACAUGCUGUUUUUAAAAUGUGGACAUUUUAAAGGUUCUGGAUUUUGCUCAUCCAGUGAAGUCCUUGUAGGACAAUAAACUUAUAUAUGUACAUAUAUAUAUACACACACAUAUGUAUAUGUGCACAUACAUGUAUAUGUAUAAAUAUUUUAAAUGGUGUCUUAGAAGCACUUUGCCUACCUAAGCUUUGAUAACUUGAACAAUGCUAAGGUACUGAGACGUUUAAAAAAGAAAAAAAAGUUUACUUUCAUUUUAUAAUGAAAAGUUGAUUUUUUUUUUUUUUUUUAAGGAAAGGAAAACUUUUAAAAUAUUUUUGUUUUUAGCCAUGCAUCUGCUGAUGAGCAAUGUGUCCAUUUUUGAUACAGCCAGUUAAAUCCAAAAGGGGGCUUACUGGAUUCAAGGGAAUGCGUUAAUUCAUAAAACAUGUUUUCUGUUGCUCAUCUCACAUGCUACACUGUAAAAGUUUUAUACAAAAUCAUAUGGCAAGUUCGUGGCUCAAUACGUAGUUUUAAGAAUUUUCUAUCGACUGCAGUAAUGAUUAACUGUGUGCCACAGACUCAACCAAGCUGUUCAUGUCCGCAAAGCAAUUUUACGGAUCUGUGUGCUCUUCGGCGAACUGAAUGUCCAUCUGCCUUUGUGUUGAUCGUUGUACAUGGCGAUGUUGUCAUUUCUUAGCUUAAGUGUCCUCGUUCCCAGGAAGACCCAGCAAACUGAUGCUUGCAUAAGAUGAAUAAACAGGGUUAGUUCCAUGUGAAUCUGUUAAUUAAAAGGAAAAAAGAAAACAGGCAGCUGGUUUGCUGUGGUGGUUUUAAAUCAUUAAUUUGUAUAAAGAAGAAGUAAAAGAGAUGUAUAGUAAGUAAAUUAAUUGUAAACAAAAGUUUUUUAA
Molossus molossus (Pallas's mastiff bat) is the source of this 8080-nucleotide messenger RNA. It is a transcript of the gene TET2, whose product is annotated as tet methylcytosine dioxygenase 2. Gene Ontology annotation, molecular function: DNA 5-methylcytosine dioxygenase activity. The transcript is spliced from 11 exons. The record is from RefSeq and is a predicted model, not a curated record. Bases 385 to 6456 code for a protein of 2023 amino acids. Gene Ontology annotation, cellular component: nucleus. Lineage: Eukaryota; Metazoa; Chordata; Mammalia; Chiroptera; Molossidae. Gene Ontology annotation, biological process: positive regulation of transcription by RNA polymerase II; myeloid cell differentiation; oxidative demethylation.